Colius striatus (speckled mousebird) is the source of this 3346-nucleotide messenger RNA. Its product is annotated as lamin-L(III). The transcript is spliced from 12 exons. Bases 24 to 1799 code for a protein of 591 amino acids. Lineage: Eukaryota; Metazoa; Chordata; Aves; Coliiformes; Coliidae. The record is from RefSeq and is a predicted model, not a curated record.
CCGGACGCGGAUCGGAGGCUGUCAUGGACACGGUCUUCUCCUCUACGCCGGUGGGCGGGAGCCGUUCCUUCAGCCAUGUCCUCGGCUCCGCCGGCGUCUCGCCGCUGACCCCGACUCGGUUGAGCCGGCUGCAGGAGAAGGAGGAGCUGCGGCAGCUCAACGACCGCCUGGCCGCCUACAUCGAGCAGGUGCGGGUGCUGGAGGCCGACAAGGCGGCGCUGGCGCAGCGGCUGGCCGAGCAGGAGGCGGGCAGCGACCGGGAGCUGGGCAGCCUGCGGCUGUGCUACGAGGCGGAGCUGGCCGACGCGCGCCGGGCGCUGGACGACAUCGCGAUGGAGCGGGCCACGCUGCAGAUGGAGCUGGGCAAGGUUGGCGAGGAGCACCGGCAGCUGCAGAGCAGGAAUUCAAAACAAGAAGCUGAUUUAAACCUGGUGCAGGCUCAGAUGAGAGACCUUGAUGCUCAACUGCAUGCGAAAGAAGCUGACUUGGCAACGGCUUUGAAUGAGAACCGAAGUUUGGAGAAUGACCUCCGUGAAUUAAAAGAUGAAGUAGUAACUCUGACGCUGUCAUUGGAAGACACUAAAAAGCAUCUUCACAGUGAAAUGUUGAGGAGAAUGGACCUGGAAAAUCACACAAAAAAUUUCCAGGAAGAAAUGACGUUCCAGAAGCGCCUUUAUGAAGAUGAGCUCAAGGAGGCAAAAAGAACUUAUGAGAGCAGGAUAGUAGAAAUGGAAUCUGGCCAGCAAAAAGAGUUUGAGAGCAAGCUCUUGGAUUUUCUGCAGGAGCUCAGAAAAGAACAAGAACAACAAAUUGAAAGAUACAAAGAGGAGCUGGAGCGAACAUUCAGAGCAAAAAUAGAGAACGCCCAGCUAUCUGCAGCAAGAAAUAGUGACCUUGCCAGCGCUGCUCAGGAGGAGCUAGUGGAAACAAAGCUGAGACUUGAUACUCUGACAUCUCAAGUUAAUCAGUUUCACAGCCAGAACUCUGCUUUGGAGGACAGAAUAAGGGAGCUACAGAAGAUGCUGGAUUAUGAUCGUGAUCUCCAUCAAAAGCGUAUAACUGAAAAAGAAAAAGAAAUAGCCCAAGCCCAAAAGAAAGCACAAGCACAGUUGGAAGAAUAUGAGAGUCUCUUAGAUGUGAAACUUGCUCUAGACUUGGAAAUAAGUACAUACAGGACGAUGCUGGAAGGAGAGGAAGAGAGGUUAAAUCUGUCACCCAGUCCACCUUCACACAGCACCGCAACUCAAGCACCAAGUCAAGGGCGUCGGUUUCUGCGUGGGAAAAGGAAAAUGAGAGAAGCCAAAAAGAGAGGGCAUAGUGCUGGAUUUACUACUCUUCACCAUGCUUCAAGUUCUGGAAAUAUAUCUAUUGAAGAAAUCGAUGAAGAUGGGAAAUUUGUCAGACUUAAAAACAACUCUGAUGAGGAUCAACUGCUACAUGGAUGGGUGUUAAGACGACAUCUCGGAAAUGUGUCAGAUGCAAUGUACAAAUUUCCUUCACGGUUCACUCUUCAGGCAGGCCAAGUAGUUACAAUCUGGGGUGCAGCUGCUGGUGUAAGUCCAGGUCCUAGUGAUCUGGUCUGGAAAUCUCAGAAGUCAUGGGGGUCUGGGGCUAGUAUUGAUGUUACACUCAUUACAGAUGAUGGUGAGGAGCUUGCAGAAAGGAAGAUAAUGCAAGUUCCCAGAGAAGAAGAAAGUGGUGAGCAAGAUGACGAUUAUGAAGAAAUAAGUGAAAGUGAAAUGGAGUUUCCAUCUCAGACAAAAAGAAGAAGAAAAAAGAAAUGUUGUUUGGUUUCAUGAUAGUGGUUCCUGUGAGCAUCCUUAAGCAGGUGAAAUGCAACAUGAGGAUCCUAGAUGCUCUGUCAUGUAAUGUGGAGAAAGAUGGUCAUCUGGAAACAUGUCUCAGUCCCUGGGGAUAUAGACUACAUGUGUUUUGGUAUCUUCUGCAAUAUCUGGAACUUGGAGUUCCCAUUUCUCAUCUGACCUCUUUGUAAGAAGCAUUGUCUGUAAGAUGACAGUUCCUACCUUCUGAUACUGGACCCUGUCCUUGGAUUCAGUGAUAUAAAAAGCAGUAGAAUCCAAGGUCCAUGUGAAGUUCUUUUUACUAUAACACAAGGAUUCAUUUUCCAGGACCUGCUGAAACAGGAGGGUACACAGUUUACAAAGCUUAUAUGCUCUAGUAGGAUGCUAAGUGCUUGAGUAUGAGCAUGAGGCUGCCUCAGCUUUCUCAUUACUCUGAUACAGUGUUUCUCCAGAGGUAAUCUUGUUUCAAAUCUGCAUGGAGAAACUCUGGGCCAGACCAUGCCCUACCUUGCACAUCGAGCAAUUCUGAACUUUACUCAGUAAAACACUAUCCUGAAGAGUGCUGAGUGUUUGAAAUAUUUCCUGCUUGGAUCAUGGUGCUGAAAUACAUGACACUGGUCUAGAUCACUUGCUAGAGAACUUCCUAGAGCUAAACAUUUUACAAUUAAGAGCAAGUUGUAAAAAAAUAUUAUUAAAUGUACAGUUUUGGUAUUGUAGCACCUGGAAAUAUACCCAUGUCAGUAUUGUAUCUUCCUAGAUAAGGCUAACACAGCUAAGCUGUCAUACACAAACUUGGACAGAUGUAUCCUGUAAAUGUGAAAACACACCUCAUUCCAACAGAGAAAGUACUGUAACUAGCAAUAUUAUGACUCUGUUUGAAUGGUCUCAAGCCAGCUUUCCAAGGGGCUCAAAAACACAUGCUGAAACAAAUCAAAACUAGAAUGCAGCAACUGCAGUGAAAUGCAUAAAAAAUCUGCUCUUCAAGUCCUCCUCUUGUAAAGCUGGGUGCAGUCUGCAGUACUGCUUUGUGAAUGUAAUGGGGCAGGUGGGGGAAACACUGUCUGUUGGCCAGUAUGUAGUUUAAUGUAACUCAAGUAGCUCUAUAGUCCAUGUAAAGCCUGACCCAUAACCCUCUGAAACUAGGCCAUCAGCCACUGAGGCUACUGUGUUCAAUGAUUCUUAGUCUCUUCUUACUACACUGCUUACCUGCUGGCUCUCUGGUAAUGAAAAGGCCUUGAUGAGCCACAUAGUACACUUCUGUUUAAGAGCAGGAGGGGAUGAGCUGAGUGCAAAUUUCUCCAAAUGCUGGAGUAGGUUUUUGACUGUCUCUUAUGUUGCCAAAGUAUUCAGUUCUGCAUUUAAGACUAGUUCUGUGUUAGGAUGCAGUUGUUAAAGCAAAAGGCUUUCCUUACACUAGCUUAAACUCUCUGGUUGUUUAAAAAGCCUAGUUUUGAGGGAUCAAGAGUCAAUGCUAGUUUAAUACUUGCAUUUUAGCAGAUCUGAAUUCUUGUAACUUACAGCACUCAAACAGCUGCUGCUCUAAC